Messenger RNA from Apus apus (common swift), 1324 nucleotides. RefSeq names its product SEBOX homeobox (gene SEBOX). The coding region runs from base 45 to 575 and encodes 176 amino acids. NCBI's taxonomy places the organism in Eukaryota, Metazoa, Chordata, Aves, Apodiformes, Apodidae. Gene Ontology annotation, molecular function: DNA binding. The transcript has 2 exons. The record is from RefSeq and is a predicted model, not a curated record.
UAAAAGCCGGGACAGCGGCUGCGGGGUCGGGGUAGCCGGGCAGGAUGAGCGCGGCCCCGGGCACCUCCCGUGCCCCCCAGCCCGUGCUUCGUUUCCCCGACGGGGUGGCCGGGCCGGGCGGCGGGCAGGCGGCUGGGGGGGCGGGCUGCGCCCCGGGGCCUUGUCCCUGUCCCUGCCCGGGAGGGCCGCGGAAGCGGCGGAGAACCACCUUCAGCCGGGGGCAGCUGUGGGAGCUGGAGCGGGCGUUCGCCGCCGUGCCCUACCCGGACAUCGCCACCCGGGAGCGCCUGGCCGAGCUCACCCACCUGCCCGAGGCCAAGAUCCAGGUCUGGUUCCAGAACCGCCGUGCCCGCAGGAUCCGCGGCACCAAACCGGAGCCACCGCCACCGCUGCUGCCUCCGCCCGGGGAGCCGGGUCCUCCCCCAGGACCCCCGGACGGCACCGCCCCGGGCUCGGCCCCCGCCCCGCCUGCACCCGGAGCCCCCAGCCCUGCUCGGGGGGCCCUCCCCACCUCGCUGGGCUCCAUCUCCGACCUCAUCUACAGAGCAGCCAUCACCAACCUGGGCGAGCUGUAGCCACGGCAGUGGGGACCCCCCCUCCUACCCCCCCGCACCAAGGACCCCCAGCUUAUCACCACAAUUUCAUUAGGGUGUGGAAUUACCGCCAGUCCUGAAGAUGUCAUCCAAUAUCCCAAAUGUCAGCGUGGCCGUGGCAGGGCCAGCUCCCCAUCAGCCCCCUAAUACCUACUAAUCUUUUGGGGAAAACAAACAAAAAAAAUACCUUAAUCUGAGGCUGUAUCCGUGGAUGAUUGUGGCGCAGCCGCCCCUAAUCCCCGGGCACGUUCGCAGGUGCCAGCGGAUCUCCCCGUGUCGGAUAUUAAAGCGUGUUCUCCAAGGGGUUUAUCUGCCAUCAGAGCAUUAAUCACCGUGUCCAGCGCUGGCAGGUUGCCCACCCAGCAGGUGUCCAGGUCCCUGGUGGUGCCAGCCUCGGUGUCCCCCCCCUUACACCCAGCUGGCUCUGCUCGCUGCUCCAUGGUACCCCAAAAAGUCCCUAGGCUGUGUUGAGGGGCUUCCCAAAGCCGGGUGUCAUUGUCCUCAUGGGCUGGAGAGGGGAAAGGGUUCACGCCCCCCGAACAAAAGCUGGCAGGGGUGCUGCCAUCUGAGUCCCGAGGGAAUAAUGCUCUCCCAAAAGUGGGUGAGGGGGAAGGCAGAGGGAGGUUUUGGUGGAAGCAGGAUGUGGGAUGGAGGGAGAGGGAAGAUUCCCACUCUCUGUGGUGUCUCUUAGAGGCCAGGUUGGCAUUCUGCACAGGAACAGACAUUUCUCA